Leishmania braziliensis MHOM/BR/75/M2904 is the source of this 699-nucleotide messenger RNA. RefSeq lists its product as hypothetical. Gene Ontology annotation, molecular function: RNA binding. NCBI's taxonomy places the organism in Eukaryota, Euglenozoa, Kinetoplastea, Trypanosomatida, Trypanosomatidae. The record is from RefSeq and is a predicted model, not a curated record. Gene Ontology annotation, biological process: endonucleolytic cleavage to generate mature 5'-end of SSU-rRNA from (SSU-rRNA, 5.8S rRNA, LSU-rRNA); small-subunit processome assembly; endonucleolytic cleavage in ITS1 to separate SSU-rRNA from 5.8S rRNA and LSU-rRNA from tricistronic rRNA transcript (SSU-rRNA, 5.8S rRNA, LSU-rRNA). The transcript has a single exon. Gene Ontology annotation, cellular component: nucleolus. Bases 1 to 699 code for a protein of 232 amino acids.
AUGAGCCUUUUAGGGGUGGAGCACUACGCCCCACCGUCGCAGCGCGGCGUGCUCUACUUCAACACGAUCCCGCGCGAUAUGCGACCACAAGAGGUCCGACUGCACUUCAAUCAGUACGGCGAAGUUCGGCGCAUGAAGUUCAUUCCUUUCCCGAAGAAGGCGCGCCGCCCGGGCGGACCGCUUCUCCCACUGCAGUACAAGGAGGGCUGGAUGGAGUUCACUUCUGCUAGUGAUGCACAGCACGCGGCGCAGUGCAUGAAUGGCCAGCCGAUCGACGUGAAGCGGCAGCGCCGGUGCUACGGUCAGCUGUGGACAGUGCGCUUCAUGGAAGGGUUCACGUGGGACUCGUUGUUGGAGGAGGCGGAGGCGAAGCGGCGUGCUUGGCGAGCGGCCGAGGUGGAGGCGCGCAAAGAGGAGCGGUCAAUGAACGAGGCGUACCGGCGGAUGGCGAUGCAGGCAGAGCAGCAACGGAGGGCGAAGCGGCGCCAUCGCGAGGUGAGAGUGACCAGUCACAGCGAUGUAGAUGCACAUGACGAUGUAGGAAGGCCAUCGGUCGCUACAGACAACGGAGCUUCAUGUAUUUGCGGCGGUACAGGUCGUGGCGCGACAGCCAAUUCUGCUACCACGCCGAAGGUUCACUCGGCGAAGAAGUCCGAGCGCGACGCCACAAAGAAACUCAAGAAGCGCAGAGACGCGUAG